AUGAAGCACCAUCUAAAGAGUGGCUCCAAGGGCCACAAGCAUGAAGGAAGAAAAGAAAGACGUCAGAAAGAAGAGGAAGAGCUCAAACAAAUCAAAGAGAGAAUUGAGAAUUACAACCCCAAGGUCGAUGAAGAUGCGAUGCAACAAUUUAGUGAUCUACCAAUCACUCAAAAUACUCUUCGCGGUCUCAAAGAAUCAGCAUUCAUUUCAUUAACAGAUAUUCAAAAAAAGACUAUCCCUAUCGCUUUAAAGGGACAUGAUUUGAUGGGGACUGCUAGAACCGGAUCCGGAAAGACGUUGGCAUUUCUAAUCCCUGUGGUUGAGAUCUUAAUCAAGAAUGAUAUCACCGAGUUUGAUGGAUUGGCAGCGUUGAUAGUCUCCCCCACGAGAGAACUUGCGGUUCAAAUUUUUGAAGUCUUGACCAAGAUUGGUAAAUACAAUUCAUUCUCUGCUGGGUUGGUCACUGGUGGGAAAGAUGUACAGUACGAAAAGGAGAGGAUAUCAAGAAUGAAUAUAUUGGUUGGUACUCCAGGACGUAUUUCACAACAUUUAAACGAAGCAGUGGGAAUGGAGACAUCAAAUUUGCAGGUUUUAGUUUUAGACGAGGCUGACAGAUGUCUUGAUAUGGGAUUUAAAAAACAGAUUGAUAACAUCAUAAGACAUUUACCCCCAACAAGACAAACAUUAUUAUUCUCAGCCACCACCACCGAUAGUGUGCAAGAUUUGGCCAGGUUGUCAUUGACCAAUCCAAAGAGAAUAGGUACCUCCUCUGAUCAAGAUGUAUCUGCCAUCCCCGAGUCAUUGGACCAAUUCUAUGUCAGAGUGCCGUUAGAGGAAAAGUUGGAUGUUUUAUGGUCCUUUAUUAAAUCACAUUUAAAGAGUAAAAUAUUGGUGUUCUUUUCGUCAUCAAAGCAAGUGCAGUACACUUAUGAAACUUUCCGUACACUUCAACCAGGUAUAUCGCUUUUGAAACUUUACGGGCGCAAUAAACAAACUUCGCGAUUGGAAACAACAACCAAAUUUUCCCAAGCCCAGCAUGUUUGUCUUUUUGCAACUGAUAUUGUAGCAAGGGGCUUGGAUUUCCCAGCUAUAGACUGGGUAAUCCAAGUCGAUUGUCCUGAGGAUGUAGCAACUUAUGUGCACCGUGUGGGGAGAUCAGCAAGAUUUGGAAGACAAGGGAAAUCUUUACUCAUGCUAACACCGAGUGAAGAAGAAGGCUUUUUGCAAAAACUCAAGGCCCACACUAUUGAACCAAAAUUGAUGAAUAUCAAACAAAAGAGCAAGAAAUCGAUUAUGCCACAGUUGCAAUCUUUAUGUUUCAAAGAUCCAGUGAUGAAGAAUUUAGGACAGAGAGCAUUUAUUGCGUAUUUUAAAUCUGUAUAUAUUCAAAAGGACAAGGACGUGUUUAAGGUAGAAGACUUGCCUGCUGAAGCCUACGCGGCCUCCUUAGGACUUCCAGGAGCCCCGAAAAUUAAAAUCAAAGGUGGUUCAGCAAGCAAGGAGAAAAAGAACGAGUCGAGAAAAUUGCUCGCUUUGUCGAAAAGUGAUGCUGACGGUGAGGUUGAGGAUAAGCCUUCCAAAAUCAAAACUAAAUAUGACCGAAUGUUUGAAAGAAAGAAUCAAACCAUUUUGUCUGAUCAUUAUUUGAACUUGACCAACAGUAAAGUCAAUGGCAAGGAGGAGGAAGAGGAAGAUGACUUUAUGACAGUUAAGCGACAAGACCAUGACUUGAAGGAUGACGAUUUGCCCGAUUUGCUGUUGCCGGUAUCCAAACGACAGGCAAAGAAAGCACUUUCAAAGAAGGCGUCACUCGAAGGUAAAGGUAACCCAACAAAGUUGAAGUUUGAUGAUGAAGGUAUAGCACAUCCAAUUUACGAAUUGGAAGGCGAAGAAGAUUUCAUCAAGGCAGGUGAUGCUAAGACGCAGAAAGACAAUUUCUUAUCAAAGGAGCAAGAAUUGAUGAAGGUCACUGAUGCUGCAGAUAAGGAGGUUGAGAGACAAAAACGUCAAGAAAAGAAGAGAAAGAGAAAGGAGAUCGAGAGAAAGUUGAGGGAGGACGAUGACCAUUAUUCUGAAAGUGAAGAGGAGGGCGUUCCCGACUUGGAACAGGAUAUGGUGUUUGAUAAGAAAGCGCUUAGUAGAGAUAACACUUGGUUUAAAGAUGAACCCGAGGUUAAGAAACAGAAAAGAGAUGACUUUAUUGAAAUCGAUGAGCCAGAGACUUUGGAGGAUCUUGAAUCUUUAGCAGCUAAAUUGAUAAGUAAUUAG
Lodderomyces margitis is the source of this 2268-nucleotide messenger RNA. RefSeq names its product RNA-dependent ATPase (gene HCA4). Gene Ontology annotation, molecular function: nucleic acid binding; RNA helicase activity; ATP binding. The transcript has a single exon. Gene Ontology annotation, biological process: rRNA processing. The record is from RefSeq and is a predicted model, not a curated record. Gene Ontology annotation, cellular component: nucleus. The coding region runs from base 1 to 2268 and encodes 755 amino acids. NCBI's taxonomy places the organism in Eukaryota, Fungi, Ascomycota, Pichiomycetes, Serinales, Debaryomycetaceae.